Phaedon cochleariae (mustard beetle) is the source of this 2059-nucleotide messenger RNA. The record is from the annotation of a GenBank genome assembly. Lineage: Eukaryota; Metazoa; Arthropoda; Insecta; Coleoptera; Chrysomelidae.
UAGGUAGGUACCUAUUUAUAUUAGAUAUCUUCUAUACAUUGUGCGAAUAGCAAUGAUCGAAUAAUAUGAAUAACGUUGUGGUAUUUCGUAAUGUUUCAUGUUUCAACCAUUCAAUUGAUCAUUUAUCAUUGAACUUUUUAUGUGUGUGAUUGGAUUUGUUGGAAUAUCUUAUUAGAUAUUAUUCAAUAUUCUGUUUUUAUACAUUACAUUCUGCAUUAUCACAUAGCCUUGAAUGAGGUCUUGUUCCAGACCGAGUGAGAUGGAGGAAGAUCGAAUAUUAGACUUCGAUGAUAUGCUAGAAGAAUUGGGGGAGCUUGGGCGAUUCCAAAUAUUCACCUAUAUACUAGUAUGCUUUCCAGUUCUUUUCGCAGCCUCCAACAGUUUGAGUUACGUUUUCACUGCUGGAAUUCCAAACUAUAGAUGUUUCAUACCAGAAUGUGAGGAUCAGCACCAAACUACAUACGACACACCUUGGUUGAAAUGGGCUAUCCCAACGGAAUCCAAUGACAACCAAGUGAUUGGUGUCAAAACUGACUCGUGCCUAAGAUACAUGCCGAAGAAUGAUUCAGAUCUAAGCAGCACUUGCUCGCCAGAAAGUUUUACUAAAACCUUGGAAAAAUGCAAUGAGUGGAUUUUUGAUGAUGUCGAAAGGACAAUUGUCAAUGAGUGGAAUAUAACAUGUAUAGAGAAUCAGUGGAAGAUAUCAUUAGUUGGAUCUUCUCACUUCGCUGGAAUAGUGGUUGGUUCCCUGGUAUUCGGCAUUUUAGCAGACAGAUAUGGCAGAAAACUAGUAUUCAUCUUCUGCAUCCUCCUCAUGAGCAUCUCUGGAGCUCUUCAAGUUUUGUCGCCAAACUACAUCACUUUUGCCAUCCUGGUUUUCGUCAACUCCCUAGGAACAUCGGGAGUAUACCCUCUGGCAUUCAUUUUCGGUGUCGAAAUGGUGGGAAAAAGAAAAAGGGAGGUCACUGGCAUCGUUCUCAACUAUUUUUAUGCUAUCGGAGAGGCAGUGGUAGCUCCCAUAGCAUGGUACACUCAAGACUGGGUCCAGAUACAGCUGAUAGUUUCAGUGCCAGCUAUACUCUUCCUAGGCUACUAUUGGGUAAUUCCAGAGUCAGUGAGAUGGCUUCUCGCCAACAGGAGGAAACAUGAUGCCAAGAAGAUUGUAUUCAAAGUAGCCAGAAUCAAUAGGGUAGUGCUUUCUGAUUCAGUCGUUGAUUCCUUCAGAGAAUCCUCACCUCUCAAGGCCAAGGGUGGUGGUGUCCACAAGGAAACAGAGAGGAUAUUGGUAGUUGCCAAGCAAAUGCUGUCAUCUCGGAAGCUGUUAAUCCGAUUCCUUAUCGUCUACUUCAUCUGGGGAAUCAACGCUUUUAUCUACUAUGGUCUGAGCAUAAACUCUACCAGUUUGGGAGGCAACAAAUACCUCAACUUCGCUUUGGUGUGCCUGAUCGAGAUUCCAGGUUACUCCAUUGCUUGGAUCUGCAUCCAGAAGCUAGGAAGAAGAAUUUCGCUCAUAGGUUCACUGUUACUUUGUGGAGUGACUUGUACUCUGACUAUUUUUAUCAGCGACACUUCUGGAAGUAACUGGGGGGUGAUUGUGCUGUUCCUGAUCGGAAAAUUGGGGGUGACCUCGGCUUUCGGGGUAGUUUAUGUCCACACAGCUGAGAUGCUUCCUACAGUGAUAAGAAGUGGGGGAGUUGGGACCGCCUCGACUGUGGCUAGGUUAGGGGCACUUUUGGCCCCAUUCGUCCCCCUAUUGGGACUUCAUCACCCUUCCCUACCCAUGAUAACCUUCGGAGCAGUCGCUAUUUUGGCAGGUCUUCUGGCCAUCAAACUACCGGAGACUCUUGGAAUCAAGUUACCAGAAUCUGUUGAAGAAGCCAAGAAUAUUUGAAGAAAUGGAGGCAGAGUUUUUUAUACGAUUUCAUCAGUAUUAUUCGCUACUUUGUGAUAAAGAUAAAUGUGAUUGUUACUUAUUUUUCUCAAUUUUCUCUAAGAAAUAGUUAUUUAUGAUGUGCAUGACUAAAUCAUAUUUCGCAAUUAUAAUCAAGUACAUUAUUUA